AAAUAUUAUUUUUUUCCAUGGUUUUAAAAUGGAUAGAAAUAUGAGACUUCAAGUUUCAGAUGAAGAGCGUAUGUUACGAAAUAAAGAAAAGCACAAGCGAAAAUGUGAAGAGGUGAAAAAUUUAAAAAUUGAUAUCAUGGAAAAUAGUUUAUUGGAAGCAAUUAAGUCUGGCAAUAUGGGAUGUCAUUCAGAGUUGACCAUCAUACCUAUAUCACAAAGUUCAAAAUCCAACAGUCAGUAUGCAGUUUCUUCUACUUCUCCACAGAGUACAGUAUCAUUAUCAUUAGUACCAAAUACUAGUAGUGGUAAAUCAAAAAACAAACAUUCAUUACCAUCAAAUGCACAAGGAGGUGCACCUCGCAAACGUGGAAAAACUAGUAUGCCUCAAUUAAACCACAUGGUCAAUGAUAUGAACAAUUACAAUCCACUCUUAGACCUGACAAUGAAUCGUAAACAUCAUAAUUAUCCUAACUAUAGUGCUCAAUACGAACAACAAUGGCCAUUUAAUUUGCCGUUUAACUAUCCUGAACUGUUAAUGAAUUUUAGACAAGUUGAUAAAAGAAAAUCAUAUCCAUAUGAACAACCUAAAGAAAAGACUGCAGUAAAUUACAACAAAGAAAACACACAAAACAAAACAAAACAUUAUAAACACGAACAUAUGCCUCCACCUUCUACUACUACAGACCGAAUAUCUGGUCAAAUAGAAAAUGUUGAAAAAACAUUUGAUAUUGAUUCUUUAAGUAGUGAAGAUGGCUGGGCUAAAUAUAGAGAAUUAUUGACGGUGAUUGAAGAAAUGUCGGGGUCGAUCCGACCAAUAUAUACAGGUUGUAAGAACUCUACUGAAAGGUUGAAAAAAUCAAUUCAUAAAGCUAAAGCAUUAGUAAGUGAAUGUUUAAAGGAAGUUGAAAAAGUAUCUAGACAACUUUAGUAUCAUAAAUUUUAUAGAGAAAUAUUAUAAUUAAUAAUCAAAUAAUUCAAAACAAUUAUUGAUUUUUUUCUUUUCAUUUGAAGACAGUAGCAAUUAAACUAAUUAUUGACAAAAUCACUAUAAUAGAUCAAAUAAAUUAUACCUAACACAUAUAUUUUUAGUAUCAAUGGUUAUAGAUAACAAAAUAUAAAUAAGUAUGAUAUAAAUUAUUUUAAUAUUUAUAUAAGAAAAAUUGUUUUUACUUUUUAGGGGAUUUAGUUUACUAUUUUUCAAACUAAAAUUAUCGUAUUUUCUUUUAAUGUAUUUAGAACAUAUUAUUAGGUAUGUAACAAUAUUUUUACAACAAUUAGAAUUUCAAAGUUUACCGAUAUAUCAAAUGUGAAUUUGCACAUAAAAUGUAUGUAAACAACAAUUUUAUUUAACAAGAUCUAAUUAAUUUAAUGACUGACAGUAGUAUAAUUAAAGAGUAGUAUUACUAAUAUUUUUCAUAUGUAUAAAAAAAAAGUUUUUAAACAUAAUGGUAACUAAGUGAUAAUGGUAUUUUCUGAGGCCUUUAAAUUUAAAAUUGCAUUUUUAUUCUAUCAGGGUAUCUGUUCAAUUUCAUUAUUUUUGUUAGACUAUUUAUGCUUAAGAAUCAAAUGUUAUACAAAUAUUUUUUAAGAUUUUAGUUAUUACAUUAUUUGUAUUAUUAUUUUUUAAUUUUUAUGCAUA
Messenger RNA from Aphis gossypii (cotton aphid), 1639 nucleotides. RefSeq lists its product as uncharacterized. The transcript has 2 exons. Gene Ontology annotation, cellular component: cytoplasm; nucleus. Lineage: Eukaryota; Metazoa; Arthropoda; Insecta; Hemiptera; Aphididae. The coding region runs from base 29 to 928 and encodes 299 amino acids. The record is from RefSeq and is a predicted model, not a curated record.